Messenger RNA from Oikopleura dioica, 2328 nucleotides. The record is from the annotation of a GenBank genome assembly. NCBI's taxonomy places the organism in Eukaryota, Metazoa, Chordata, Appendicularia, Copelata, Oikopleuridae.
AUGCGCCUCUUCUUUAUUUUUCUUGUUGAAACUUAUAGCGCGCAAGAUCACGUCCUCGAGAAAAUACCCUUCCGCUCCGUCAAAACACAAUAUCGACAUAUUGAGUUGUAUCUCCCUGUGACGGGGCCCAUCAGUGACUUCUUUCAUCGAGAUGCUGCAAAUCAGCUUUGCAAAUCGAAGGGAAUGAGACUCCCAGACCCGUUGGACUUGAAUGAAUCAAUCGCUAUUUUCAAAGACCAAAAGGGAGAGAAUUUUCAGUGGGAAGUUUAUACAGGAAUCACGCGGACAGAAAUUCCUGGUGGAAAAGAUGACUGGCUCACUCAUUAUGAUAACCUUGCUCCUAACAUCAGCUGGUCUUCAAGAUUUGAUUCCUCAGACGGCUUUUCAAUGGACACCCAGCAUCAUCCGCUUCCAAGAGAAGACUUUGGACUGUGCCUUAUGCGUGAAUACACGGAAUACUCUGAUGCCUUGCUUUUCAAUAUUUGCGACAACCGAACGAUUGGGAGUUUUCUCUGCGAGGAUGAUAAUAGAGAUUUUGCCCUCAAGACUUUUUUGAACAAGACUUUUAUUGAGCUUUAUGGGGAUUUUAUUUAUGAUGAUCAUAUCUUGACUGAGUCUAGCUUGAAGGAAAUAAAUAUUAAUUCUCAUGAGUUUCGUUGGAUUUUGAACCGCUCUCCUCGAAGAAUACUAGACGCAGCGGCGCAAUGCAAGUCAGAAGAUUCAACGCUUCAUCACCCAUCAACGAUGAAUACUGCUUACUACAAGGAAUAUAUUCUUCCCAGAAUUUCAGUUGAUAUUUUAUGGCUCAAUGGGUACCAAAAAGAUAUUAAUAUUUGGGAGCUAGAGUCAAGUCCAAUGGGAGAUUUCACAGCAGCUGAGCUGCUCGGCGGACCACGACUACUGUUCAAGGAGGAUCUUCCGGAAGAAAAUCUCGCAAGAACAUGGCUGCAACUUAGUUUUGAACAUUAUAUUCCAGAGGCUAAAAGACGCUAUGGUUUCCCAUACAAGUACACAGUUCGAGGCAAAGAUAACAAACUAAGAUCGACGACUAAGUUAACUCAAGCGUACACAAUGUGCAUGAAGGGAGGUUCAACUCAAUCUUCAUCAUCCUCAGACCAAUCGGCACCGCCUUAUCCAUAUCCUCCACCAAAUAAUCCAGGAAUGAGUGCCCCUCCUCUGCCUGGCUAUCCGCUUCCGGAAUUCGAUGGGCAAAAUCAACAAUUUAUCCCAGAGAAACCAGAGGAGAAUCACGACCCGUCGCAUUUACCACACGAUGCUGAGUUGCCUUCUUAUGAGUGGGCUACAAAUAUGGUGCCUCCUUCUGCUCCCUUAGCUGGCGAGUUAGAACAUCCAGACGCAAGCUCCUGGGAUGAGAAAUUUACGAUGGAUGAAAAUACCGCGAUUCAGUGCCUUGAAGAUUAUAUUGACGAGAACUGCUGCUGGGGAAAAGGGCCGAUGAAGAAGAUGAAGAUUAUUUCUGUCGAGCCUUCUAUGGCUUUCAAGUAUCGACUGACCAGCUGGACGGAGAAGAGAUACACGGAAUGGGCACAUGAGCCCUAUCACUGGGGCAGUUUUGUCGACGGUCCUGAAAAUGGACCGCAGCCAGAUCCUUGGUCAAUCGAAAUUCCGAGACCGCAAUUGGAGAAACCGAAAGAUGAGAAAAGUCAAGAUGAAGUCGAAUGGGAAGGAAAAGGCAAAGAAAAAAGGAAGAUACCACACACUGAGCAUGUUAAGAUUUGUUGGCAUUGCCACGGAAGAGGAAGAAUAAGAUGCUCAAUGUGUCAUGGAAGUGGAGAAAGCGGCGUUGGCGAUAAUAAGCGAAGAUGCUCAACUUGUCAUGGUAGUGGCCGCCGGAGAUGCACGACUUGUCACGGAACAGGCCGACUGAAACACUUUCUCAUGCUUAUUGUCAAUUUUGAAACAGAAAAAGACCACUUUAUUCAUGAAGAAACGGACUUGCCUGAUGAGGAAAUCAUGAAAGCGACGGGAACUUGUCUUUUUCAAGAGUCGAACUUUGCUGUCGGAUGGAUCCAGAAUUUUAGAGUCAAUUCUGUGAACGACAAUUCCGCAAAACUCGUUCACGAACAUCGGACGAAAUGGCCGGAUCGUCGAGUCUGGCGACAAGCUCAUCAACUCGACUCGGUGCCGGUCUUUGAAAUAAGAUACAAAAAAGGGGACAAAGAUGGGCGGUACUGGAUUAUGGGAAAUAACGAACUAAUCUGGUCAGAUGACUACGAUGCUCAAUGUUGCUGCUGCUGCUAUUGCAAAGAUGGAGGUUGCUGUAACAACUGCGCCUGCUGCAAUAAAUGUUCCUGUGCCAUCAUGUAA